Aplosporella prunicola CBS 121167 is the source of this 881-nucleotide messenger RNA. RefSeq lists its product as uncharacterized. Bases 159 to 476 code for a protein of 105 amino acids. The record is from RefSeq and is a predicted model, not a curated record. Lineage: Eukaryota; Fungi; Ascomycota; Dothideomycetes; Botryosphaeriales; Aplosporellaceae. The transcript is spliced from 4 exons.
AGUCGAAGCUGAAGCGCUACCGAAGACGUCAGCUCCCGUAUUCCCACCCACGCGUCUAGUCGCUCGUCCCGCGACGCCCUUCCCUCAGCCACCUGCGCCCACGAAUGUUUCGACGAGCCCUCUUCCUCCGCGGCACGGCACAGAGGUACCUCUCCGCCAUGGCCCAGACCACUACUCCCGUCGAAGACUCCUUGCGCGCAAAGAUUACCGACGCGUUGAAGCCAACGAGCUUGGAGAUCUUCAACGACUCCCAUAAGCAUGCCCAUCACCGUGCAAUGGAGGGCAGCACAUCCAAAGAAACUCACUUCCGUGUCAACAUCAUCUCAGAAGCUUUCCAGGGGAAAAUGCAGCCGGCGAGACAUCGCAUGGUGUACGCGCUCAUGAGGGAGGAAAUGGCACGAGAAGGAGGAAUCCAUGCGCUGCAACUCAAGACGCGAACGCCUGCAGAGGAAGAGAGGGCUGCAAGCCGCGGAUAAUCUGUGACAAACGCUUACGACGAAGUCGCUAGAUCCAUGCUCUCACCCCGAAGGUCAGAAUGGACCAGCCCGAGAAGGCCGGUGAAACGCGUUGGGAAACACUGGGCAGGUACACGUACACGUACUCAUGUGUACGGUGUACAGCGCUUCUAUUCUCGAGUCAGCAAGGGCCCGAAGGUCUGGUAAGGGUGGGUUCUACUACAAGGGGGCCACGGCGCCAACGGCUCGUAUCGAACUCCUGAAAUCACUGCAUGGAAGAAAGGUGUGAAGGUGUCUAUCGGAAGCAGAGUUAGACAGGUACCCCUUGUCAUGCGACCGAGGCCCUGUUAACUUACUCGUGUCUAUUCAGUGUGCAGUUGUAUUUGAUAGCAAGCGCUUAAUUUUAACCGGGCAGGCAUUCCCCGA